AUGUCGGGUAGAUUCGCGGAAUAUCUUUCGGAAUUCAGACAAAAGGAACUGCGUGAAAUAGCAAAUGCUAUUGUAGCACCCGGCAAAGGUAUCCUGGCCGCCGAUGAGAGCCUCCUCUUUAGUACGGACCCAUGUUUGGCGAAGCAUAUUUCUGGCGUGAUUCUUUUCCACGACACAGUCUAUCAGAAGACGGAGGAUGGCACACCCUUAAUUAAGCUACUUCACGAUCGCGGCAUUAUUCCCGGCAUCAAAGUUGACAAGGGCGUUGUUCCAUUGGCGGGCACAUUUUCUGAAGGAACAACUCAGGGCUUGGAUGGUCUGAGUGAAAGGUGCGCACAAUAUAAGAAAGAUGGUUGCCACUUCGCCAAAUGGCGCUGUGUUUUAAAAAUUUCGGACAAGACACCGACAUUUCAGGCAAUGAUGGAGAAUGCGAAUGUUUUGGCACGGUAUGCCGUCAUCUGUCAGCAGAACGGAAUUGUGCCAAUUGUGGAACCCGAAGUUCUUCCGGAUGGAUCCCACGAUCUUUAUGUUGCGCAGCGCGUCACCGAGGAGGUUUUAGCUUUUCAGUACAAGGCGUUGGCAGACCAUCACGUCUACCUUGAGGGAACCCUCCUCAAACCCAACAUGGUGACCGCUGGUCAUUCCUGUUCCCAAAAGUUUUCGAAGGAGCAGAAUGCCACGGCCACGGUUCAGUGCCUUCAAAGGAGUGUUCCGGCUGCAGUUCCCGGGAUUGUUUUCUUGUCGGGAGGUAUGUCCGAGGCCGAUGCUACUUACAAUCUCAAUGCCAUCAACGCCCUGCCAGGCAGAAAACCCUGGGCUUUAACAUUCAGUUUCGGAAGGGCUCUCCAAGCCUCUGUUAUUAAGAUCUGGCAGGGUAAGAAUGAGAACACACAAGCAGCACAGAACGAACUUCUCAAGUUAGCAAAGGCCAACGGCAUGGCUGCCCUGGGUAAAUUUGAGGGUACCUUGGAGACCGCCGCUGGCGGUCAAUCGCUGUUCGUCGCGAACCAUGCCUACUGA
This is a messenger RNA of Dibothriocephalus latus, 1020 nucleotides long. Lineage: Eukaryota; Metazoa; Platyhelminthes; Cestoda; Diphyllobothriidea; Diphyllobothriidae. The record is from the annotation of a GenBank genome assembly.